Paramuricea clavata is the source of this 642-nucleotide messenger RNA. The record is from the annotation of a GenBank genome assembly. NCBI's taxonomy places the organism in Eukaryota, Metazoa, Cnidaria, Anthozoa, Malacalcyonacea, Plexauridae.
AUGUCUCCACAACCAAGAGAUGUUAACAUCACAGCUCCACAAUCGACAGUUGUAGACCCAACAGCUCCACAACAAUCCAGAGUAGUGAAUACCACAUCUUCACAACCCAGAUAUGUUAGCAGCACACCUCCACAACCCUCAAUAGUAAGCACCAGGACUCCACAAGCUAUAGACGUUAACAUCGCAGCUCCACAAUCCAAAGUUGUAGACGCAACAGCUGCACAACAAACCAGAGUAGUGAAUACCACAUCUUCACAAUCCAGAUAUGUUAGCAGCACACCUCCACAACCCUCAAUAGUAAGCACCAGGACUCCACAACGUAUAGACGUUAACAUCGCAGCUCCACAAUCCAAAGUUGUAGACGCAACAGCUCCACAACAAUCCAGAGUAGUGAAUACCACAUCUUCACAAUCCAGAUAUGUUAGCAACACACCUCCACAACCCUCAAUAGUAAGCACCAGCACUCCACAACCUAUAGAUGUUAACAUCACAGCUCCACAAUCCAAAGUUGUAGAUCCAACAGCUCCACAACAAUCCAGAGUAGUGAAUACCACAUCUUCAGAACCAAGAUAUGUUAGCUACACACCUCCACACACAACCCUCAAUAGUAAGAACCAUGUCUCCACAACCAAGAGAUGUUAA